AUGUCUAAGGUACUUUCUAAGGCUGCUAACAUUAGCAGAAGAAAGUCGAUGCGUAGCACUCAUUCAAGCUCGUCGACUAAUUCGUUGUCAACGCUUGGGCAUCAAGGUGCCUCAAGCCUACCAUUAGCAAGGAGUGGAAGCUCGCGCAGAAGUUCACUCACCAUUUCUCCAAAACACUCUGAUGAGGAUGACAGACGUAUCAAGUCGUACAUGAAGCAAUAUAAAAAGUUGGAGGUGGCUCUCACAAAAUUUAACUCUAAAGCAAAUGGCAUUAGAAACACCAACAUUCUCCGUACCACUAUACUUGUAUUCUUGAGGCAGAACAAAUCUCUAAGUGAAAACUUCUGCAUAAGCUCGAAGAUUUAUAGGAGUUUACUGAGCGUGUUGUUAUCAAUCUUAAUAAAGUGGUGGAGUUCUUUAUUAUCUGCUUUGAAUCAGUCUCUGCCUCAAAUUUCCUCCACAAAUAGAAAUGCUUACUUAGAAUGUAUAUCGAGGAUAAUUGCUAGAGAGGAAUGGUUUAAGGUCGAUAAUGAUUUACUCGAACCAUACAAGAGCUUGUUGAUAUCUACAAUGGAUUAUUGCGUCGUUAAACUUCAAACUUUGAAAUUUAUUCCAUUAGCAAUGUCUGCGUUUGUGGGUAAGGUUUUUGCUUAUUCUUACUUUAUUUUGCCACAAGUGAGCAAUGCGUUGUUAUUUCUACUUAACGUUAAACAGUCAGUAUUGGAAUCAAACAUGAAAAGUUUGCUGGCCCCUAAUGCAUCAAAAGAGAGUGUCGAGUUCUUGGCCUCAAUAUUUCCUAAGCAUCUUCAUCAUUUUAUUAAUUUUAACGGUAUUUCGAAGCUACCGAAAAGACAGAAGUUACAUAUUAAUUGCGUCCCACCACCUCAGCACCCAGUGAAAGGAAUCAAAGACCCCAAUGGUGCAUGGGUUAGACGCUGGUGUUGUAGCGAUAGCGACAUUUUCAAUUCCUUUUUUAGGCAUUAUAUUACGAUUUUACAACAUCUUUUUGGUAAUUCAACUGUGGAAUCUGAUGUCUUACUCCAAUGCCCAGGUUUCUCCGUCAUUUUAAGUCAUAUAUAUCAAGUAUUUGGAGUAUCAUUCAAUCGAAUCUCACUGAAUUUAGCAAACAAGCCCACGGGUGAAAUUUCUGGGCCUGCCAUUCAACAAGAUGAUUCACGUGGAAAACCGGUCUUUGUUUCCCAAUCCACAAGCCCUUUACAACAAAUUGCCGGGAGCAAUACUAAUAGAGCACAAAAUACCCAACAGAAUGAUGUGUAUUAUAAUUCAAUUAUAAAGAUAUUCAAGAUAUUAAGAGACAUUAAUUUUUCGCCCAACAUUUUGUUUGGAGGAAGUGUUAUUGCUCUAGUUGACAAUUUACUCAUUAAUAUAUCAAAGGAAAUUAGCAUUUAUGAUUACAGCAAGAAUAGUUUAAUUUUAAACAUAGUUUAUGAAUUUAUUAAUCAUGUUGACUCUAAUAUUAACUGGGAAUUUUGGUUGAGUUGCACAUAUAUGAUGAUAAGUAAAACAGAUCAUAUUCAAAUUUUGUUGAAGAACUUCGCAUUUUUGUUUAACAUUUGGAAUAUGAUUCCAGAGACAUUUUCGAUAUCUAAUAAUGAGGGUUCUCAUUUGACUUGGUUUGCUGAUGUUAAUUUGACUUAUAAGAUGAAUUUGACUAACUGGUUGAUUUCUAAUGAAACUUUUGAAAGGUUCAUGACUCAUUGGAAUCCCAUUGUAAGAUCUUAUUACUUGAGAUUAUUGGUCUGGAGGAUGGUUGGAAUUAAUAAUUUUGAAUCUUCUUCUUCAAUGAUGAUUACUAGACGUAUCGAGACUAAGAUUUCUCUGUCACAUAUGAAAUUGGCAGAAUAUGCCUCCCGGUCUAAAUUGAGAUGCCAUCCAGAAAGCCCUAUGGCAAAUCGAAAAUUUGGAAUCCUCCCGGUGAAUACGAAAGAUGAUUACAUGUUAAUGAAUAGUGACCAAGACUUAUCUACAUCUGUUCCUGCGACCCUCAAAUUCAGUGAAUUGAGAAAAACUCAUCCGUUCGAAGUAUUUGAUGAAGCCAUUUACACUUGUUCCUCAUUACCUGCUGUUUCAGAUGACACGGCUAACUCUAAGUCGACAGGCUCGUCAUCACUGAGUCACUCUCUAGUUGAUUCUAUUGGAAAAAUCUUCAAGAUAAUUUCAACAGAAAACAACAAGGCUGUUUCAGAGAAAGCUCCUACUGUCAGGAGAUCGUCUCACUCGAUGACUUCGCUUUCAACUACUUAUUCCACUAAAUCAAGAAGCUCAAGUCCAAGUAUUAUGUCGUUCAACUCAACUCCAACAUCUUUUACUGAAUUCUCGAACACUUCAUCUUCAGAGUCUGAUUCGUCAACUGAGACAGAAGUAAACCAACCUCCUGAAUUAUUUAGAAUGCCUCCAAAACCAAUCAGGCCAAUUUAUAAAUUUGAUGUUUUGAUUGAUAAUGAAGUCCUAUACAACAAGUAUGCAAUUACGAAUAAUAGCCAUGUUAGGGCAUUCCACAACAGUAACUAUAGCAGGCAGGUUUGUGAAAAUUUGAAGACUAACGAUUCAAUCAACGGUAUCCCGAAGAAACCUUCAAUUCCUUCAAUAUCCAUCUUCAUCAAUAAUGACUCUUUUAAUAAGCUCUACAUCAGCUGCGAAGAGUGUGAAGUUGAAUAUGGAGAGUCUGACGUUGAAUAUCUAGAUUAUGAUCAGAGCGUUUUCAAAGAUUAUGGAAGCCUUAAUACUGUAAAGUGGAUGAAUAUUGGAAAAUCACUAUAUGAAUUAAACUCCAUCAUCGAAGAAUAUAAAACUUAUCUUCGAAGAAGAAUCGAUCUUGACAAGCUUGACAUUGAAUCAAAUUCUCUAGAGGAUUUCAAUGAGUUCAAUUAUUUUAAGAAAAUUGUUCCAUUCUUGACUGCUGAUAAUUUUAACGAAGCAAAGUUUUUGAACGCUGGUUAG
This is a messenger RNA of Priceomyces carsonii, 2961 nucleotides long. RefSeq lists its product as uncharacterized. The transcript has a single exon. NCBI's taxonomy places the organism in Eukaryota, Fungi, Ascomycota, Pichiomycetes, Serinales, Debaryomycetaceae. The record is from RefSeq and is a predicted model, not a curated record. Bases 1 to 2961 code for a protein of 986 amino acids.